Messenger RNA from Mollisia scopiformis, 358 nucleotides. RefSeq lists its product as uncharacterized. Bases 1 to 282 code for a protein of 93 amino acids. The record is from RefSeq and is a predicted model, not a curated record. Gene Ontology annotation, molecular function: copper chaperone activity; copper ion binding. Gene Ontology annotation, cellular component: mitochondrial intermembrane space. NCBI's taxonomy places the organism in Eukaryota, Fungi, Ascomycota, Leotiomycetes, Helotiales, Mollisiaceae. Gene Ontology annotation, biological process: mitochondrial respiratory chain complex IV assembly. The transcript has 3 exons.
AUGUAUUACUACCAAAAUCUUCAAGCUUCAGACAUUGAACACACAAUGGCCUCGAAAUCAAUUUCAAUGCCUACCGCCACCAGCGCAAACAUGGGCCAAGAUCUCAAGACUGAAGGCGAAGCUUGCGUGAAAGUUAAGCCCUGCUGCGUAUGCAAAGAGGAGAAAGCUUCAAGAGACGAAUGUAUGCUUUUCAGCAAUGCGAAAGACCCUCAGAACGAUUGCGCCACUACGAUCGACAAGUAUAAGAGCUGCAUGGCAGGCUUCGGAUUCAGUCUACCAUAAACCCAGAGGAAUGAGGACGUACGCAAUAGAAAGACUGUACAAUAGGAUUGGGCAUUGGGGGAAGGCAUUGUUGGCG